This is a messenger RNA of Erigeron canadensis, 1548 nucleotides long. Its product is annotated as ELMO domain-containing protein C-like. Lineage: Eukaryota; Viridiplantae; Streptophyta; Magnoliopsida; Asterales; Asteraceae. The transcript is spliced from 9 exons. The record is from RefSeq and is a predicted model, not a curated record. The coding region runs from base 323 to 1141 and encodes 272 amino acids.
AGAUAUAGAGAGAGAAAACAAAUGCAAUAAACAACAAUACCGAAUUCUCUCUUCCUCUCUCUAUAUCUUCAUAUAUAUACAUUCACACAAUAAAAUCAAUCAAAAUUCAUUCAAAUUCAUAACCAUUUCCAUAUCACUAUCAUUUUAGAUCUUCUAAAACCCUAGCUGUUAUUCACACUACGUUAUUUAACCGUUUUUGAUAUCAUUUUUUCGCUUAAUCGCUCAUUUCGUAGGCUUCCGAUUUACUCGCUGCUGGUUAUGCUGAAAUUGAAGAUGAAUUACUGUGUGUAAUCAGUGUGUGAAGUUAGUGUGUGUAUUCGGAAUGGAUGAUAGAGGUAGUGGCGGAUCGUUUGUGGCGGUUAGAAGGAUUUCGCAAGGGAUUGAUAGAAGUAAUACUACUACUACUACUUGUCAAACUAGUUCAGCCGAGGUUGUAGCAGGAUCAGCAGCAUGGCUUGGCAGAGGCCUUUCAUGUGUUUGUGCUCAGAGUAGAGAAGAUGAUUCUCGCCCGUCAUUUGAUUUGACCCCUGCCCAGGAGGAUUGUUUACAGAAACUGCAAAACAGAUUAGAUAUUGCCUAUGAUAGUUCUGUUCCAGAACACCAGGAAGCACUGAGGUCAUUGUGGAAAGCUUCCUUUCCUGAAGAGGAGCUUUAUGGUCUAAUUUCAGAGCAGUGGAAGGAAAUGGGAUGGCAAGGAAAAGAUCCAUCCACAGAUUUUCGGGGUGGUGGGUUUAUCUCACUGGAGAACUUAUUGUACUUUGCAAGAAACUACCCGAAAUCAUUCCAAGAUCUUCUUCGUAAGCAGGAAGGUGACCGGUCCAUGUGGGAAUAUCCUUUUGCUGUAGCUGGUGUCAAUAUCACAUUCAUGCUUAUUCAGAUGCUGGACCUUGAAGCAGCAAAACCACGGUCUUUGGUUGGAGCGACCUUCUUGAAGUAUCUUUCAGAUAACGAGUCCGCAUUUGAUCUCUUGUAUUGCAUCGCCUUCAAGCUAAUGGAUCAUCAGUGGCUUGCCAUGCAUGCAUCUUACAUGGAUUUCAAUGCAGUGAUGAAAUCAACACGACAUCAGCUGGAAAAGGAACUUUUGGAAGAAAACAUAACACAUCUUGAAGAGCUGCCCUCUUACGCACUCCUUACUCGAUAACCAUUCGUUUGUUUACUUCAAAAAUUAUUAGCUGGCAAGGUACCAAGAUUUGAACAGUCCAUGAUCAGAGUGACACUAGCAAGUGGACAGUUUUACAGUGGAUGUUUAAGCAUAAUAUUAACAUCAAUAUGGUGCAUGACACUGCAUUAAAGAUUUACUACUAAUAGCUUGAUAUGGGCUCCAAGAGAUUUCAAGAAUUUCCACUAGUUCCUAAUCGUGGUGAAGGUGAUGUAAACGGGUAGAACCUGAAAGAAUUGUUGUAUCAGCCUUACUGUGUCUAAUGGGUUGGCAUUGCUCAAAACUUUACAUAAAAAUGCUGAUCUGUUCUUGGAUCUCCUUGUCAUGUUUAUAGUUAAUCUCUUAGAGGUGGUCAAAUUAAUGUGUUGAGUAUGAGUUGAUAUCGGUGA